Messenger RNA from Aspergillus melleus, 3063 nucleotides. Its product is annotated as non-ribosomal peptide synthetase. Gene Ontology annotation, molecular function: phosphopantetheine binding. The transcript has a single exon. NCBI's taxonomy places the organism in Eukaryota, Fungi, Ascomycota, Eurotiomycetes, Eurotiales, Aspergillaceae. The record is from RefSeq and is a predicted model, not a curated record. The coding region runs from base 1 to 3063 and encodes 1020 amino acids.
AUGUCUGAAUUUGCCAAACUGUCUUCCUUCGGCCUUGAGGCCUGCUUCCGGUACCAUGUUCACAACUCUCCCGAUGCCACUGCCGUAGUAGAAGGCGACCAGUCCAUCACCUAUCACGAACUAAACGAGCGCGUGAACAAGCUUGUUCCUGUCCUCACAAGGGAGAGCUUGCGCCCAGAAGAGCCCAUUGGCAUCUUAUUGCCCUCCGGAAUUGCCAAUGUUGCCUCUCAGAUAGCAGUCCUCCGCGCCGGGGCCACCUGCGUGCCUCUAGAUCUGUCGCUCCCUGACCAGCGUAUUCGCGAUCUGUUGAACGCUUUAAAUGCGCGCUUGGUCAUGACCGUCAAGGGCGAGCAGACAAGAUUUAACGAGUUCCACGCCAUCUUCCCGGCGGCCGAGCUGGCCGAUCUGCACCAGAAUGGGUUCCACGACGAUCCGAUUCCUGAGCCCACCGGCAAGAGCCACCGUACCCAUAUUCUGCACACUUCGGGCACCACCGGCCUGCCGAAGCCCGUGGAGAUCCUGUCCCAAGGAAUCACCCGCAUGGCCUUCAACACGCAAGUGGUCCAAUUCACCAGCUCGGACCGGGUGGCGCAGAUUUCGGCGCCGAGCUUCGACGCCGCCCUAUUCGAGAUCUGGACUACCCUGGCGCGUGGUGGUGCCAUCGUUACUCUGCCGAAGAGCGUGGUCGUCGACCCUGUCGCACUGUAUGAGAGCUUCAACAAGUAUCAGAUUAACACUAUUUUGCUCACCACGGCAUUGCUGAACCAUGUCGUCUCGGUCAUUCCUGACGCCUUCAAGGACCUCGACUAUGUCCUCACCGGCGGCGAAGCUGCCAAUUCCACUGUUAUGCAAGCCGUGCUCGACAACGGCGCUCCGAAGCAUCUCGUGCACGCCUACGGUCCCACAGAGGGUAGCAGCAUUGCUACCUACCACCUGGUGACGUUGGAGGAGGUUCGUCAAGGAUUGACGCCUAUCGGUCGACCGCUCGAUGAGACCACCAUCUACCUUCUCGACGAGAACCUACAGCCCGUUGCGGAUGGCGAGUCCGGAGAAAUGUAUAUCGGAGGGUCCGGUGUCGCCCGAGGAUAUUUGGGUCGUCCUGACGCACACGCAAAGGCCUUCCUGGAUCUGUCUCACCUGUCGAAAGAUGGUUCGUCCGUCAAGGUUUACAAGACCGGCGAUCUGGCGCGGAAGCUGGAGUCUGGCGCCCUAGAGUUCAUGGCCCGUGCCGACAACAUGAUCAAGAUCCUCGGAUACCGCAUCGAACCCGGUGAGAUUGAGGGUGCUCUGCUCAAGAGCGACAUGGUUCAUGCCACCGUGGCUUUGCCCAUCCGCCGGCCCGGAAAGGAGAUGUACAUCACGGCUUUUGUGCAGCCGAAAGAGAACGCUAGCUUCUCCCUCGCCCAGCUGGACUGGUACUUGCGCAAGAUCCUUCCCUCCUACAUGGUUCCCCGUUUGGAAGUCGUCGAGCGAUUCCCUUUCACCGUGCACGGCAAGAUUGACCGGGCCGCAGUUGUGGCCAAGCAUAUCCAGGAGACUGAACGAGCCGAGCAGAAGGCUCUCGAGUCGGUCGACUCGAACGGCAAUGUCGACAGUUCGACAUGGCUACGUGCUCUGUGGACCUCCGUCCUGGGCAUCAGCAACAUCACGUCUAACAGCAACUUCUUUCAUUUGGGUGGCAGCUCUCUACAGGCUGCUGCUUUGCUGGUCCACAUCCGUCGCCGAUAUGGCCUUUCCCUGACGAUGCAACAGAUCUACGACUUCCCCACCCUCGAGACGCUAGCGGCAGUUAUUGACGCCGGCAAGACCAACAACAAGAUCGACCACUCGCGUCUGGGCAUGUUCAUCGCCGACUCCCAGCUUGCCAAAGACAUCGCAGUGCCUGCCGGCGAGGCCCCCAACUGGCGAGACCCCUCGGAAGGACGAGUGUUCCUGACCGGUGCGACGGGCUACCUCGGGACCUACUUCUUGCGCCACCUGAUCGACCAGCCCGACGUCAAGGUUGUCCGCUGUCUUGUCCGCGCCGCCGACACCUACUGGGCGCGUGGCCGCCUUAUCGCCGCGCUGAAAAAGUACGGCCUCGACCAGGAGGAGAACCUCGACAAGAUCUCGGCUGUUGCUGGUGACCUGGGCAAGGACCUCUUCGGUCUCCCAGAGGCUGAGUUCCAAGAACUCGGGAUCUGGAGCAGCGUUGUCUUCCACGCCGGCGCUCACAUCAACUACAUUCAGCCUUACGAGAAGCACCGCGACACCAACGUCAUUGGCACGCUGAACUGCAUCAAGCUUGCCACGACGGGCCGGCCCAAGGCUCUGCACUACAUGUCCACGGCAGCCGUCACGGGCCCCGUGGCGCAUUUCACCGGCGAAGAGCGAAUCAUGGAGGACACAGAACUCGGCGAAUUCCAAGCCUGGCUCCCAUACGACAUUGGAUACACACAAAGCAAAUGGGUCUCGGAACAAAUGGUGCACAGCAUGAUCGCGAAGGGUCUCCCUGCGACCGUCUUCCGCUCAGGAUUCAUCAUGGGUGACUCGGAGCGCGGAAAAGCCAACAUCGAUGACUUCAUGGGCCGCGUCUUUAUCGGCUCCAUCAAACUUGGCGUCCGGCCUAUCCUCCCCAACCAAAGCAAAGUCAUGAUCCCCGUGGAUUUUGUCACGCACGCGCUCGUCCACAUCACCUCCAACACAGCGAACUACAACCGCGUGUUCCACAUCGUGCCGCAGACCCCGGAGGAAGACAAAGACGUGGAAACUUGCUGGGAAAUGCUCGAGGAAUGCGGCUACCCCUUAAAAGCGCUCCCUUACAAGGAUUGGCUUGAGGCUCUCUCCUCGGAUAAAGAUCUCCUGGCGAACCCACUUCUCCCGAUGUUGCCUGUUCUGCAGGAACCCGUGCGGAAGACCCGCACGCGGUGGGAGCUGUACGAGGACAUGGCGCAGUAUGACAUCACGAACACGAAGCGGGCGUUGGCGGAUAUGCCGAAGCGGCGGACCGGGUUUGUGAUGGAGGAUUUGGAGAGACAUGUGGCCGAUUGGGUAGAGAGGGGACUGGUGCCUGCUAGAGGGUAA